GUAACAGAAAAUCAAACGAAAGUUUUUGAUAUUGUUUCAGGAUGAGAACUGUAAGAUUUUCUCUUGGAUAAAUGCAGCAUUCCAAGAUAAAUCCAAUGAUGUGUUGAUGAGCCAUUAAUUGGAAAAGUUGCCAUGAAGUCUGGAAUCAGAAGGGAAAACGUCCUUAAAUACCGCGACAUGCUGUUGGGAUGAAAUAAUAGGACAACAAUAGCUUGAAGAUCUUUUGGGUUUUCCGCGCAACACACAAAAGUUGCCACGAGGUUGCGUGCAACUGUCGCGAAGGAGGGAAAUGAAGUGUGGUGAAUUGAAUGGAUUUAUCUUCCUUGUUAAUUGUGUAAAUUUGAUGAGAUGGUGAAGGUUGACUGGCGCUGGGUAUUCUUCAGGUGUCACCAAAUCAGUCACCCGGCACAAGAAUUUAAACUGGGCCCAGAGAGGUUCUUGAGGAGCCGCAGCAAGACAAAAAGAGGCAAUUUCUUGACACUCUUUUCAUGUUCACGGAAACAUGCGUUAAUCGCGAUGAAUGACGCCGCGGAUUAAAGCGUGAAGUGUCGACAAAUAUUUAAUGAGGCACCCAAUCCGGCAGUGCGAUCAGUGUCUCAGGUGACUCCGCGGUGAAUGAUGGUGCUUCUGGUGGCUGCUGUGGUGAUCCAUCUCUUGGGCGAGGCGGUGAGUGGUCUGCCCUACGCCAAUGAUUAUCCCUACGUGAGUUACGGAUUCGAGAAUGGCGCCCAGGGAUCAACGGCGGCCAGUGGUUUCAUACAGAAUCAGCUGUCGGACAAGGGAAACAACCUGAAGGCGGCUCAGGAUGUGUCGCAAUUCCACAACUUGGAGAACAUCUCGAAUGGACACAAUUUGAACCAUGAGAAGCAGGGAUCGAGUUCAGAUACGCUCAAGCACACGACUGGCGAGGACUUCGAGACGGACAAGAAGCACAACAGGAAGCAUGUGAAGUCGGGCUUCCACAAUACGUAUCACAAGGACGAGAGCGGCAGCAACAGCUCAUUCUACGAGGACUCGGACGACAGGGGCGGAAAGCUGGUGUACGACAAGAGGCAUGGCACUAAGGGCGAUGCCCACGAUUCGCAGUAUCGCGAGGGAUUGCGCGAUGGAAGCGUGCGAGACAAGUACGACGAUCGCUAUGGCGGAUAUGACAAUCGGGGGAUGCACAACAGACACCAUCUGCUGGCGGAGGACCAGGGAAACCGCCUCGGGCACAGGGACAAGUACGUGCGAGGACAGGCUGAGAGGUACGAGAUGGUGGAUGAUGGCUACGGCGGAAGACCCUACGCGGUGGGCGUGCGGGAGAACUACGGACACGGACUGUACAGACCGCUGGACGACAGACGACCUCUGUAUGAUGACUACGGUUCCGGUGGCCAGGCGCUGUACCCGCCACCCCUGCGGACGCAUCCCUUGUCCGCGGGGACGCUGGGCCGGCCGCGGGAGGACGGCUACUUCGCCCGUCACCGCAUCACGAUUUAUGAGGACCCCAGGGACAUGCUCGACUCCGGCGGAGUGCUGAGCUCAAGGCGUCCGGACUUUGUCAGCCUGGCCGCCGGCAGUGAAGGCGGGGCGCCCCUCAGUGCGCCCAGAUUAGAUUUCCGCCCCAGUCCAAUGCGCUUCAGGGAUCAUCUCAGCGACGAGCGCCGAGACCUGCGAUUCAGGGACUUCUAG
Molecule: messenger RNA, 1674 nt
Organism: Phlebotomus argentipes
Lineage: Eukaryota; Metazoa; Arthropoda; Insecta; Diptera; Psychodidae
Exons: 3
Coding region: 616-1674 (352 amino acids)
Source: RefSeq, a predicted model, not a curated record